AUGGAUCCUACCGAACAACCAGAGGCUUGGGCCAUUCUUGACGACUGGCCCAAUCUUUUUGAUACCGACUCCUUGCUCACCAGCCCGUAUGUGGAAUCUAUCAACACAUUACCAAUUGCAGAGACUUCAAUGCCUCGCGCAGUGCGUGGCGUGGAUAAUGCAUUCCCUCCAGCGGCCGCGACUCACGCUCCAUUGUCGCAGCAGCACAGCGCUGCUUUAGCACCAUCAUCAAAUGACAUCGAUAACCCGUUCUUCUCGAGUCGGGUAGCUACGAUUUGGGAUGGGCUUGAACAAAUCAAUUCUCUGACCAUUGGCGGGCUAUCCCAACUUCCUACAUACCCUCAUACGGAAACUGGAGUGCCCUCUACGAAGUCUGACCAAGCGCCGGGUAAUAUUAAUGACUGUUCAAACCAGUUAACUCUUGACUGUCAUCAGCCAACACCUUCGAAAGUCGGGAAACGCUUUUCCUCAAGAUUAAAUAAGAUUCUGAAGACUUGGUUGGCAGACCACGCUGAUCACCCCUAUCCUGGCGUCAGAGAUAUUGAGCUCAUGCAGAAGCAGACGGGCCUAAGCAGACACCAGAUUGUCAAUUGGUUCGGCAAUGCCCGGAGGCGGACAAAGACCAAGCCUGGACGACCACCGACACCAGUACCAUCUUUUCUACAAAAAAAUAGAACACAUGAACAAAAUAUAUCUUUUGAAGAGAUGAACCCGCUCCAACGAUGGCAAAAUUCACCACCCGAAUAUGAACCAGCCACAGCCUCCGCAAUCGCUAAAGCAGUUUGUGGUCUCUCUGUAUCGGAUGGCUACCCUAGUAUGCCAGUGGAAGAUAUAUCUCUGGUAAACUCAUGGGGAAAUGACUCAAGCAGCGCAAUCACUUCAAUGUCUAGCAACAGUUCUCUUUGUUCUGUCUGGUCGGCUGGCUCUCAUCGGUCAGGCGGAUUGCUCGACCAUGGAAGAAAGUUGAUCAGGCGCAGACGACGACGAUCUCGGACGAAUCGGUUAGAGCUCAACAGACCUAAUAAUCCCCUACAGUCAAUAUGCCAUCCAUAUCAAUGCACCUUCUGUACGGAAACGUUCAAAACGAAGCAUAACUGGCAGCGACACGAAAAAUCCUUGCAUCUGUCUUUGGAGCAAUGGAAAUGUUCGCCCCAAGGACCAACUGAGCGGAACCCCGAUAGUGGCAAGUUACAGUGUGUUUACUGUGGACAAAUUGAUCCUAGCCAGAAUCAUAUAUCGGAACAUAACUAUGCUGCUUGUCAACACCGUGAUGUAGGUGAACGGACAUUCUAUCGAAAAGACCAUCUACAGCAGCAUCUAAAACUAGUACAUGAUACGAAAUUCAUGAGCUGGCCUAUGGAGCUAUGGAAACAGGAAAUCGCAACUUUGCGGUCGCGAUGUGGCUUCUGUGAGCUAACCCUGGCCUCCUGGGUUGAUCGAACGGACCAUCUGGCAGAACACUUCAAAGAAGGACAAACAAUGGCCAGUUGGAAAGGGGAUUGGGGUUUCGAUAACCAUGUUCUUGACAUGGUGGAGAAUUCUAUGCCUCCAUAUUUGAUACACUAUGAACGAAACUCUCCAUGGCCUUUCACAACUCAGCAAGGUCCUGUGGAGUCUCCAAUAAAUGCAUUCGAGUUAAUCAAACUGGAAUUGAGUUACUGGGUAAACAACAUAAACGCGACAGGGACUUUACCUACUAACGAAGAGCUUCAGUAUGAGGCUUGCUGCAUCAUACUUGGCUCUGAGAUGCUUUCAAAAGCAUUUGAAGAGCCAGGGCCGUCUUGGCUAAGAGACCUACUGAUGUCUUCAAAAGACAUAGUGAAACAGGCCCGAAUUCGUCCUAUGAAGACUUCUCUGAAAGCCCGAAUCACGCCGCUUAAGAUACAUGGCAAAGGAAAUAUUUUUGAGAAUUGUAAUGCAGAGGAACAGCUUCGGAAAUAUGUCGACUUAUCUAUAUCAUCAGGCUUAAUGAUUGGGUAUUCAGAGCUUCAAUCCGAGGCGAGUAAAAUUAUUGCCUCAUUAGACGCAUCAGUCACAAACCCUUCACCAUUAUUUGUCCGCUUCUUGAACAAUCUGAUAUUUGCAUCAAAUCAAUGGCUUAUACCAUUUCAUGGCCGCUCACAUCUUCAACUAGGAGGAGGAAUUGUUUCAGGGCCACCAAAGAUAGUACAAGGCAAUGCUGCCUAUACAUUUGGGGGAAAUCUGAUUCAGGCCGCCUACUCGACUGAAUUCGCAAACGAUCACACAAUUGAGACUAUACGGGGCCACAAUUUGGCAUCAGGAAAACUGACUCCUUACAUUCAAGACGAUAGCAACUGCUAUAGACGUCUAACUAGAGAGUUAUCUCGUUUUGUAGCGAGCGCCAUCUCUCCAAAUAACCCGAACAGACACAUUCCCUCUGAUGAGGAGCUACAAUACCAAGCAAGAUGGAUCAUGUUCGAGGAAGACGAUCCGUGGAAUCAGACGCCAGCAGAUAAUCCACAGUGGCUAGAGGAUUUCAAGACUAAUGUUGGCUUACUACUGUAG
Molecule: messenger RNA, 2526 nt
Organism: Trichoderma gamsii
Lineage: Eukaryota; Fungi; Ascomycota; Sordariomycetes; Hypocreales; Hypocreaceae
Product: homeobox and C2H2 transcription factor
Exons: 3
Coding region: 1-2526 (841 amino acids)
Biological process (GO): regulation of DNA-templated transcription
Molecular function (GO): DNA binding
Source: RefSeq, a predicted model, not a curated record